Molecule: messenger RNA, 822 nt
Organism: Anopheles funestus (African malaria mosquito)
Lineage: Eukaryota; Metazoa; Arthropoda; Insecta; Diptera; Culicidae
Product: apolipoprotein D-like
Exons: 3
Coding region: 130-735 (201 amino acids)
Molecular function (GO): pigment binding; protein binding
Source: RefSeq, a predicted model, not a curated record
UAUCGUACGGAAGAUAUUGUAUGCAGGGCCGCCCCUGAACUAUAAAGCCUUUACGGUCGUCUUUCCGAUGGUUCAGUGUACAGGUGUGUCUUGAUACGGUGAAAAAGCUUUUUCCUCUUGGAACUUAUCAUGCAGACCACGUUCGUGACUGGUGCGAUAUCGCUAGCUCUGGCGUGUCUCAUCGGGUCAGCUUCCUCCAGCAUCAUAUUCGAUCGUGUCUGCCCGACGGGGAUCGAAGCGAAGCAAUACUUCUCGGUGGAGAGUUAUCUCGGCAAGUGGUACGAAGUUCAGCGCUACGAGAGUGAGUUCGAGCUGAACUAUGACUGCGUACAGGUGCGUUAUACACUCAAUGAGGACGCAUCGGUGGAGGUGUCCAACUCGGCCUUCAACUUGUUCAAUGGAUCAUCGAUAAAUGCACUCGGCCGGGCCGUACUAUCCUUCCCGGACGAGGAGAUCGUUCAGGGCAAGCUUAAUGUGUCGUUCUUCGGUGCUCCUAACGAUCUAUCGAACUACUGGGUGCUGGAUACGGAUUACCAAACGUUCUCAGUCGUCUGGAACUGUCAGCCGCUUGGUGAGGAGCAAUCGGAGGAAAGCUUUUGGGUACUGUCCCGGACACCGACUCUACCCGCAGACACGGACGUGAUGUUCCGCAUCCAAAGCAUUAUGCGACGUUACAUCGAUCGUAGCCAGGUGCGGUUCACCAGACAACAAGAUGAUCGGUGUCCCGUGUUUUAGUCUUGUCAACGAUCUGCCUUUUGUUGGAAGGGAGCUAACAAUACUUACCCACUAUUUUUGAAGUUGCUGUGUAUUUAAUUUAACAUU